AUGUCGCAAGCCUACCAGCCCCCGACCAGCGGCUCCGGCGCCGGCGCCGCCAGCAGCGUCGCCUUCGAGGACACAACCAAGCCGGUCGCGUACCUGUGCGGCGACUGCGACGCCAAGGUCAUCCUGCGCCGUGGCGACCAGAUCAUGUGCCGCGAGUGCGGCCACCGCGUGCUGUACAAGGAGCGGACGAACAGGAUGGUCCAGUUCGAGGCGCGCUAG
Diplodia corticola is the source of this 219-nucleotide messenger RNA. RefSeq names its product metallothionein-i transcription activator. Gene Ontology annotation, biological process: DNA-templated transcription. Lineage: Eukaryota; Fungi; Ascomycota; Dothideomycetes; Botryosphaeriales; Botryosphaeriaceae. Bases 1 to 219 code for a protein of 72 amino acids. The transcript has 2 exons. Gene Ontology annotation, cellular component: RNA polymerase I complex; RNA polymerase III complex; RNA polymerase II, core complex. Gene Ontology annotation, molecular function: DNA binding; zinc ion binding; DNA-directed RNA polymerase activity. The record is from RefSeq and is a predicted model, not a curated record.